Messenger RNA from Sinocyclocheilus anshuiensis, 3133 nucleotides. RefSeq names its product sideroflexin-1-like. The record is from RefSeq and is a predicted model, not a curated record. NCBI's taxonomy places the organism in Eukaryota, Metazoa, Chordata, Actinopteri, Cypriniformes, Cyprinidae. The transcript has 11 exons. Gene Ontology annotation, cellular component: mitochondrial inner membrane. Gene Ontology annotation, molecular function: monoatomic ion transmembrane transporter activity. Bases 149 to 1117 code for a protein of 322 amino acids. Gene Ontology annotation, biological process: monoatomic ion transport; serine import into mitochondrion.
CUUCAGCCCUCUUCAGGCGGAUUUUCAAGGCGAGACCGGAAGUGCGUUCAGUGAGUGUACACGCAGAGGAAAGCAGUCAGCACUGAGGUCAUCUGCUUCAAGGUGUACCUGAACCUAACCUGUGGUGAUUUAGCAAGAAGCUGAUAGGAUGUCUGGAGAUUUGCCUCUGAAUAUCAACAUUAAGGAAGCACGAUGGGACCAGGGCACGUUUAUGGGCCGAGCUCAGCACUUCUUCAUGGUGACGGACCCCAGAAACGUGCUGCUGUCCAGUAAGGUUUUAGAGGAUGCCAGAGUUACUGUGGAGAACUACAGGUUGGGAAUCGUGAAGCCUGGGCUAACAGAAGAUCAGCUAUGGAGGGCCAAAUACAUUUACGACUCUGCUUUCCACCCAGACACAGGAGAGAAAAUGCUGCUAGUUGGACGCAUGUCUGCACAAGUGCCCAUGAACAUGACCAUUACGGGUUGCAUGCUUACCUUUUACAGGACAACCCCAGCAGUGGUGUUCUGGCAGUGGGUAAACCAAUCCUUCAACGCCAUUGUCAACUACACUAACCGCAGUGGAGACGCGGCAAUCACCAUGAAUCAGCUUGGAGCAGCCUACGUUAGUGCUACAACUGGAGCUGUAGUAACAGCCCUUGGACUGAAGUCUCUGACCAAGCACUUGCCAGCUAUUAUGGGGCGUUUUGUUCCAUUUGCUGCAGUGGCAGCAGCAAACUGUAUCAACAUACCCUUCAUGAGACAAAGAGAGCUGAAGUGUGGCAUUCCUGUUACCGAUGCCGAGGGAAAACGUCUCGGAGAAUCAAGUAAAGCUGCUCAGCAAGCCAUCGUACAGGUGGUGGUGUCUCGUAUCGGCAUGGCAGUGCCAGCUAUGGCUAUUCCUCCAGUUAUCAUGAAUGCCUUAGAGAAGAAGGCCUUCAUGAAGCGGUUCCCGGUUCUCAAUGCCCCUGUACAAGUUGGACUUGUUGGAUUCUGUCUGGUGUUUGCCACUCCGCUGUGCUGUGCUCUGUUCCCACAAAAGAGUUCUAUGAAUGUGAGCAGCCUGGAGCCGGAGCUUCAAGAGAGUAUACGACAAAGCAAUCCUAGCAUCACUACUGUUUAUUUUAACAAGGGUCUGUAGAUAGGUCUAGGUUGCGGCCCAUGUUGAUGUCCUCCACUGCACUGGAGGUUAGUGGGCAUAACUUGAAGGGUAGAACAUAUUUAUUUUUGUUUUGCUGUUCGGAGUUAUAUAUUUUUUGACAAUUUUACCCAUGUUAUUGUACUAUCCAAAAUGACUAUAUGUACAGUGAAGGUCAGAACUUACUGCUGGAUUUAGUUAAAGAUGCUUGAAUGUUAACUGCUGCAUUGCUUUACACCUCCAUCUUGUGUUGACCACACAUAAGUAGACUUAUUUACCAAUAUAUUCACUACUUUGAUUUAUACUAGAUUAUCAUAGGCAUGAUGUAUGAUUUUUUUUUUUUUUUCACUAAUGAUCUUUAGCUCGGAACUUUCUAAGAUUUCCAGGUUUGUGGUUCAAACGUCUCUCCAGCUCCACUCUCCCAUGUGCGUUGUUAGUAAAGACAGUUAACUUUAUUCUGCCAGGAGUAUUUCCACCUUUCAUGCUCCACUAUGUGCCCAUUAAGUGCACUUGCGCAGUGAAUGCAGUGUGCUUUACUCUGUACUACAAAAGAAACCCUGAGAUGUGCAAACACUCCUUCAUGAGCACAUCAAAAAUUAUCGGGUGACUAUCACUGAUAUCAUUUUCUGCAGGCCAUACUUCAUUAUUUCUGUUUAAGCCUUAUAGACCUGUGUGGUUUGAAGUCAUUGCAAAUGUCUCCAAGACAUUUGGUUGUGUGGAUUGUAUUUUGUGUACUGAAGAAAGGUCAAAAUAAUAUUGAUUGGAAUAUUGAAUACUUAUUAUUAGUAUUUGUGAUUGUAUGAAUAAUUUCCCCAAAUAGGACAGAAUGUGUCUGGGCUUAAAGACAAGCACUACAUAUCUCAGGCAGCAAGAGCAAAUGAUAAGAACAAAGUUUGCUCAUGUUCGAUAGAAAUAUGCUCGGUUGGAGUAUGAAGAAAAAGUUGCUUCGUAUGCCCUGCUUGAUCGUGUAUUACAUCUCAGACACGUACAGUUUUGGGAACAACAAUCAGAUUUCUUUAUUGCUGUCAUGGGGGAAUCUAUGUUUAUUAUGAUGUCAGUCAUAGUGUCUGUAGUAUAUGAUAUAACCAUUAGUUAGUUCACUAGCCUCUGGUCCUGUAACCGGAGCACAUAUGAUCAAACUUGUUUUCCCUGAUGUAUUGCGGUAAUGUUACAAUGUGAAGUUUUUGUUGUCUGGUUCCUGUUGUUUUUGUGGAUGAAGUUAACAAACCUUUGCAGGGUUUUUGUUUUGUUUUGCCAUCAUACUCUCACAACUCUGCUUUUUGGGUACAACGGCACAUAGACUUGACAUUAUUCUCAUCAUAUCCUCUAAGAGGCAGUAGAGAUCUGUUGUUUUUGACAUAAGCACUCCAUUGUAGGCAUAUAAUUUAGCCUAAUAUCUAAGCACAUUAAAUGUUACACAAGUAUGCUGUUGAAAAAGGUAGCCCAGUUGAAAGCAGUCUGGGUUUGAUGCUUGCUUUAUUUAAUGCACAAAUUCCCUGUUACUAUGAUGAUAUAGAGAAGUGUUGGAUUUGUUUUGCAAAUAUGACUAUUUGAUUGUGAUUUAUACAAAACUGUCUGAUUUCUUCCCGGGAUGUCCUGUUACACCAAAUAUCACAGACCACUUCAGCCACCUAGUGUCAAGACUCAUCCUUCCUUUCAAAAUGCGCAGUGUACCAGCAUAUAAAGUUUGGUUGGUCGUGUAAUUCUCACCAGCAUCACAAUGCUUUAUAGUGAUGCUCAACAUAAUAGACACAGAAUUCCAAACUUAAACCGACAGACGUUAUACUGUCAGUACUGUCAUAGCAUCCUCAACCACACUAACCCAGCUUACUGUCUGUAAUAUCAGCAAUACACUAAAUUAUUAGCAAAGGUGGUGUUUCAAGAUCUUUCAAAUAUUUUAUGAUCGUAAAUUGCACUAGACCACUGACAAUGUUUAUAGGAUGUAAAACCAUAAUGGUGUAAUUGUACAUAUUUUAAGGUGCUGUAUGUAGGAUUGACACCGAGUGGUUGAACUAGGUA